Gavia stellata (red-throated loon) is the source of this 3183-nucleotide messenger RNA. It is a transcript of the gene CTBP2, whose product is annotated as C-terminal binding protein 2. The record is from RefSeq and is a predicted model, not a curated record. Lineage: Eukaryota; Metazoa; Chordata; Aves; Gaviiformes; Gaviidae. The transcript is spliced from 9 exons. Bases 1 to 2976 code for a protein of 991 amino acids. Gene Ontology annotation, molecular function: oxidoreductase activity, acting on the CH-OH group of donors, NAD or NADP as acceptor; transcription corepressor activity; NAD binding.
AUGCCCAUCCCCAGCAAGCACCCCAACAUCGGCCGCUCGCAGAGCUGGGAUGCUGCCGGCUGGUAUGAAGGAAACUGGGAGAGCGAGAAUGCCUUUGAGUACCAAAGGCCGCCGGGCCGGAGGAGCUCCCUGACCUAUGGAGGCGAGGGCGGCUGGUAUGAGCCACCGCGAAUGAACGAUAUCAUCUUGCAGGGCGGCGCGGAGCUGAAGCAAGAGGCGUACCCGUACCAGGAUGCCGCCUUCGCCCCAGGGCCCCUCAGGAAGGGCUCCGUCCCCGACUUCACAUACUGCGACCGGCAGGCAGCCAUGGCAGGCCGGGGCUCCCUGCCACCCCAGGAUUACUACAGCGACCCAUCCCUGGCAACUAGGUCACCCAAGGACCCCCGCUGCUACCGCGACCACCUGGUGAGCAGGCCGCUGGCGAGCUACGGGGCGCCUGGCAGCCGGCUGUCCUGGGACCAGGCCCCGGCACGCCCGCCAGCCCCGCCAGAUGCCACCCGCCUCUACAGGGACCCCAAGAUGGCCCUGGAUGGGCAGCGGAUGCGUGGCAGAGAUGUCUCCCCGGCACGGUACGGCGUGGAGCCUCCCGGCCCACGGUACGCGGCGGAGCCGCCCGCCUUCCCCGGCAGGCAGGCCUAUGGCGACGGGGCGGAGCGGCCCCCCGAGCCGGCGGGGGGCAGGCAGGCCACCCCCACCUGCCUGGUGGUGGACCCCACCGCCAGCGGUGGCAGCAGCUAUGGGCCAGGCCGGGAGAGUGCCAGCACCAAGGGCCCCUACGACAGCUAUGACGCGGUGGUGGCAACCCCUUCCCACCCGCCGGUGGCCCCCGCCUUUCCUGGGCCGGAGGGGAAGAGGAGCUUCGACCCCGAGUUCGUGGCACUGCUGCGUGCAGAGGGUGUCUCGGAGAGCACCUUCGCCGCCCUGCUGCAGCAGGGCUUCGACUCCCCGAACCUGUUGGCCAUGAUGGAGGAGAACGACAUCAAGUCCGUGGCUCCAAACCUGGGGCAGGCCCGCGUGCUCUCCCGCAUCGCCCACAACUACAAGGCAGAAAUGCAGCUGCAGAGGCAGGAGCGGAGGAGCGGGGCGCUGCGCCCCAGGACCCGCUCCAACAGCUUCAGCCACCGCAGCGAGCUGCCAGGAGACUAUGGGGCACCCCUCGGCUCGGGGACCACCAUGGAUGGCCCUCCUGCCCCGCAGCCCCCACCUCCGCUACAGCCCCUGUCCCCGAGAGGGGGAGAGCUGCACCGCCGGCCAUCCAGCGCCCCGACUCAGCACCUGCUGGAGACCACCACCUACCCUGCCUCCGCAGGGGCUCCUCAGGGGCCACACUUCCUCCCCAGUUCUGGAUACAACACCCCCCUGCCUUGCAACACACACCCGCGUCCAGCCUCCGCCUACUCUGCUCCAGCCGGUAUGCCCAUGACCACAGCCAACCCUCACGCCAGCCCCAAAACGGCCUACCCCACAACCUACACUGUCCCCAUGGAGUUGAUGAAGAGGGAGCGGACAGCGGCAGCGUCGCCAGCACCCAGCCCGCACGGCAGCCCGCAGCUCCUCCGCCGGCCGGGAGCGCCAGGGGAUGGCAGCCUGGCACCCACGGGACCCGGUUUCCCUGCCCAGCUCUCCCCAUACCCGAAGCUCAGCAGGCGCACGGGGCCCCCGGUCAUCGUCUCCACCAUGGCAUCGCCUGAACCAAGUAUUCGCCCUCAAAUCAUGAACGGCCCCAUGCACCCCCGGCCCCUGGUGGCACUGCUGGACGGGAGGGACUGCACGGUGGAGAUGCCCAUUUUGAAGGACUUGGCGACGGUUGCAUUCUGUGACGCACAAUCAACUCAGGAGAUUCACGAGAAGGUAUUAAAUGAAGCUGUUGGGGCGAUGAUGUACCACACCAUCACGCUGACUCGAGAAGAUCUAGAGAAGUUCAAGGCCUUACGGGUCAUUGUUCGAAUAGGCAGCGGCUACGACAACAUUGACAUCAAAGCAGCGGGGGAGCUUGGGAUCGCCGUCUGCAACAUCCCCUCGGCCGCCGUGGAGGAGACGGCCGACUCCACCGUCUGCCACGUCCUCAACCUCUACCGACGAAACACGUGGCUCUACCAGGCGCUGCGGGAAGGCACGCGAGUGCAGAGCGUGGAGCAGAUCCGGGAGGUGGCCUCCGGCGCUGCCCGCAUCAGGGGGGAGACGCUCGGCCUCAUCGGCUUCGGUCGCACUGCGCAGGCGGUCGCAGUCCGAGCCAAGGCGUUCGGCUUCAACGUGAUAUUUUAUGACCCGUACCUGCAGGAUGGGAUAGAGAGGUCCCUGGGAGUCCAGCGGGUCUACACGCUCCAGGACCUGCUCUAUCAGAGCGACUGUGUCUCGUUGCACUGUAACCUUAACGAACAUAACCACCACCUUAUCAACGACUUCACGAUUAAGCAGAUGAGGCAGGGAGCGUUCCUGGUGAACACGGCGCGCGGGGGGCUGGUGGAUGAGAAGGCCUUAACUCAAGCCCUGAAGGAGGGACGGAUACGAGGGGCUGCGCUUGACGUGCACGAGUCUGAACCGUUUAGCUUUGCUCAAGGCCCGUUGAAAGAUGCUCCUAAUUUAAUCUGUACUCCGCACACCGCUUGGUACAGCGAGCAGGCGUCACUAGAGAUGAGAGAAGCUGCUGCUACUGAAAUACGGCGUGCGAUCACAGGGCGCAUCCCGGAAAGCCUAAGAAACUGCGUGAAUAAGGAAUUCUUUGUCACAACAGCUCCGUGGUCAGUAAUAGAUCAACAAGCAAUUCAUCCAGAGCUCAAUGGUGCCACGUACAGGUAUCCACCUGGGAUGGUCAGUGUCGCACCGGGAGGAAUACCGGCAGCGAUGGAGGGCAUCAUUCCUGGAGGCAUCCCUGUUACUCACAAUCUUCCCACAGUGGCACAUCCUUCCCAAGCUCCAUCUCCUAACCAGCCCACAAAACACGGGGACAACAGGGAACAUCCCAACGAGCAAUAGCAGAUAAUUUAAGAAUCAUUCAAUAAACUUGGGACCAAGAGACAUUGGAAAAGAAGUUAUACGUGAACUAAAAAAGAAUUUGAUACGAAAUUUGUAAUGUUGAUUUUGGACAGACGCAUCAUUGAUGUUCCAGUGUUAACGACAAAGCGAUAGCAGUCAAGACUGGGGAGAAGCCCUGAGGAAGUCACCUGCUUACCGAAGCGCUGA